Orycteropus afer afer is the source of this 585-nucleotide messenger RNA. RefSeq names its product translocase of inner mitochondrial membrane 22 (gene TIMM22). The transcript has 4 exons. The coding region runs from base 1 to 585 and encodes 194 amino acids. The record is from RefSeq and is a predicted model, not a curated record. Gene Ontology annotation, cellular component: TIM22 mitochondrial import inner membrane insertion complex. Lineage: Eukaryota; Metazoa; Chordata; Mammalia; Tubulidentata; Orycteropodidae. Gene Ontology annotation, biological process: protein insertion into mitochondrial inner membrane. Gene Ontology annotation, molecular function: transmembrane protein transporter activity.
AUGGCGGCGACAACCCCCAAUGCUGGCGGCUCCACGCCUGAGGUGGCGGGUUCCCCCGAAGCCCCGCUGCAAUACAGCCUUCUUUUGCAAUACUUGGUGGGUGACAAGCGUCAGCCCCGGAUCCUGGAGCCUGGUAGCCUGGGCGGGAUCCCGAGUCCGGUCAAGACUGAGGAGCAGAAGAUGAUUGAGAAGGCAAUGGAAAGCUGUGCUUUCAAGGCAGCGCUGGCCUGCGUGGGAGGAUUUGUCUUGGGAGGUGCAUUUGGGGUGUUCACCGCUGGCAUCGACACCAAUGUGGGCUUUGACCCUAAGGAUCCCUAUCGAACGCCGACUGCAAAAGAAGUUCUUAAAGAUAUGGGGCAGAGAGGAAUGUCCUACGCCAAAAACUUUGCCAUUGUGGGCGCCAUGUUUUCUUGCACUGAGUGUUUGGUAGAAUCUUACCGAGGAAAAUCAGAUUGGAAGAACAGUGUCAUUAGUGGUUGCAUCACUGGAGGAGCCAUUGGUUUCAGAGCUGGCUUAAAGGCUGGAGUCAUUGGUUGUGGAGGUUUUGCUGCUUUUUCUGCUGCAAUUGAUUAUUACCUACGAUGA